Messenger RNA from Desarmillaria tabescens, 1410 nucleotides. Its product is annotated as kinase-like domain-containing protein. Gene Ontology annotation, molecular function: protein binding; ATP binding; protein serine/threonine kinase activity. The record is from RefSeq and is a predicted model, not a curated record. The coding region runs from base 1 to 1314 and encodes 437 amino acids. Gene Ontology annotation, cellular component: cytoplasm; nucleus. The transcript has 10 exons. Gene Ontology annotation, biological process: meiotic recombination checkpoint signaling; protein phosphorylation. Lineage: Eukaryota; Fungi; Basidiomycota; Agaricomycetes; Agaricales; Physalacriaceae.
AUGAGCAUUCCCAACUUUAUCGAGCACGACCUGUGGGGUUCACUUCAGCCUCUGGACGGCAAAUUAUACCGGAUGGAUUUCUUCAGGUUCCGUACCUUUAUCAAGAUUGGGCGGCACCCCCAGGUGAAUGACUUUGUUCUUCCGGGUGCGAGAAUUAGCAACCGGCACUGUGAAAUUCUAUGGGAGAACAAAUCUGUCGUGUUGGAGGAUAUGUCGAGCAAUGGGACAUGGAUCAACGGAGGGCUGGUUGGAAAAGGCAAGAAACAGCUCCUUCACGACGGGGACCAGGUCGCUUUUGGCACAGCCAUGCCGCAGGACUCGGAGGAUUAUCGGUUUACCUUUCGUACGCAUACAACCGACCUACGGGAGUACGAGCGCGGCGAAAUGUAUCUCUACUAUGAUAUCGCCCACGAGAUUGGGAGCGGCGGGUUCGGCACGGUGAGCAAAGGACUGUGUCUCGCCACGGGCGAAUGGGUCGCUAUCAAGGUUAUUUCCCCACCCAAGGCUUUCGGGAAAGAUUUUGUCGGAAACAUCGUUCUCAUGGCCAGGGAAGUGAAUAUCAUGAGUAAUCUCAAUCAUCCGAAUAUAUGCAGGUUGAAGGAUGCUUUUUAUCAUGAACACGAUGGGACAUUGAAUUUGGUCAUGGAAUUGGUUCCUGGGGGAGACUUGUUGGACUAUAUGAAUGCUGGCUCGGUCAACGAUGAGAGUGAUGCGAAAUUUAUAAUUUGGCAGAUCUGUGACGCCCUUGCUUACCUACAUAUCCAGGGCGUCACGCACCGUGAUAUCAAGCCUGAGAACAUCCUUCUGUCUAAAGACUCUAAAGACGUACCUCCUAUCGUGAAGCUUUCCGACUUUGGGAUGGCCAAGAUUGUCGAUGAUCAUACCAUGCUUCGGACUGCAUGUGGUACGCCGGAGUACAUGCCCCCAGAACAGGGUCAACACGGUGGUAGUUACGACCACCUCGUGGAUAGCUGGAGUGUCGGAGUUAUCGUGUUCCAGAUGUUCACAGACUCCUUGCCGAUUGAACGAUUGAACACUGGCGACCAGAGACCAGAUGACUGGGAUCCAUUGAUGCGAUGGGAUCUCUUGGACAAAGCGCGGGUUCUUGAAGAAGGGAAACAAUUUGUCCGGGCCCUCCUCCGUUCGAAUCCCAAGGAGCGUAUGACGAUGAAAAAUGCCCCCAAACACCAAUGGAUGUCCCCGUGGGUAGGCAAGAUGGAAAAGGCCAGAGACGAACUGCUCGGUGACAAUGCUGCAUAUCAGCAUUUGAAUUAUCUGGAGAAUUAUCGACUAGAAGAAGAACCGGAGACGUGAUGUUGAAUUAGAGUGUAGUUGUUACAAGCGCGUGUUGCUAAAGUCUUGAUGCCUGCUAGAUACGCUAGAUACAAGUAAAAUGAAUCCGACACAUCU